AUGUUUGACGUCAUGAAUCGCACAGACCACCUAGCACCGGCCAGCUCUGACGUCACUUCCGAGUUCGUCCCCCAAGAGAUCCUCAUCACCAACGCCAACCGCCGUCUGCUGGAGAUCAUCAUCGACCUGACCUUGAACUUCAUCCUGUCACUUCUCGGCGUCUUCACCAACGUCCUGGUCAUCAUGGUCUACGCCAGACAAGGGUUCAAGGACAGCGUGGGCAUCUCCAUGACAACCAUCUCCAUCUGGGAUUUAAUUAAAAGUUUGGGCGGGGUCAUGCAGCGCAUGGCUGGACCCAUCAGCCUCUGGUCUGAAUCGAGCGCGGUCACGUGGACAAACAUCUGUCUGGUCGUGUUCAACUACCUGGUCUCCUUCUCCACCUACGUCACCAGCGUCUUAGCCGGGUACGUGGCGAUAGAACGCUGCCUAUGCGUCGUCUUCCCUUUAACCAUCAAACACCUCCUCACCAGAAGAGUCUGUAUCUGCGUCUGCAUUCUCGUCUCGCUUGUCGUCUUCGGGUGGUUUGCGGUUAUUUUCGGCAUCUACGAUGUCUUCUGGGUAUGGGACCCGACGCUGAACGCCUCCAUCGCCGUCUACCAAUACAGCCAGUUCUCUAAGCAAAACACGGCUCUGCUCUUCGGGUUCUACAACUUGUCCGGCGCUCUCUGGCCAAUGGUCAGCCUUGUGGUCAUCGUAAUAUCCGCCUUCGUCAUGUCCGUGAAACUCCGCCAAUCUAGAGAAUUCAGAAACGGGACGAAAAAACCGGAAGCGGACAACCAACUUUCAAAUAAAUCAAAUCCAACGAAUAAACCAAUCACAUCGCGAGAUCGGAAAGUCAUGAAGAUGUUGCUUAUCAUUAUUGCGCUCUACGUCAUCAAUCUAAGCCCCCGCGUCAUUCACUACAUGGCCAAGUACAUGAUAGAAGAGUACUACUUUUUGAGGACGUACCACAACCUCGUUCACGUCGUGAGCUACGUCAUCCUUUUCUUUGACUUCAUGAACGGGUCGGUUAAUCUCUUCGUGUUUCUGACGAUGAGCACGUCGUUUAAGACGACGUUCUACCAGAUGGUGCCUUGUUGUGGCACCGUUGUCAUAUAA
Molecule: messenger RNA, 1098 nt
Organism: Physella acuta
Lineage: Eukaryota; Metazoa; Mollusca; Gastropoda; Physidae
Biological process (GO): G protein-coupled receptor signaling pathway
Cellular component (GO): membrane
Molecular function (GO): G protein-coupled receptor activity
Source: RefSeq, a predicted model, not a curated record